UAAGCUAUUGUCACCUCCGUCGGUCCAUCCUCAAUCAUUCCAGUAGUAGGUCUCUGUUUUUCGAUAUUCUGGUUCAGUAACCGGGCCGAAUUUGUUUUCGACUUGGUCCGAUAACCGGAUUUCGACCCAUAUUCAACUCGGACUGAAAUCCGUAUUGCAAGACCUUGAUCUGUUUGGUCCGGAUACGGGUUGUCUAACCGGGGUACCCGGGUUUAUUUAAAAACCACCCCGUUUCUUAAUAGGUUUUAGGAUUAGUCUUCAGGAUUCCGGCGGAGUUCCGCCGCCCCUACUCGUUUCCUCUCUCUCUCUCUAGUGCCGAAACCAGCUUCCUGUGCCGAUCAAGGGAUCGUCUUCAUCCUCGUGCCGUCGUCUUGUUUUGUGGUCUCUGUUUGUUUUGUUCCUGUUUUGUGCCGUCGUCUCACUCUCUCUCUCUCUCUCUCUCUCUCUCUCUCUCUCUCUCUCACGCCGAAAACCUAGCCUCUUCUGCCGAUCAAAGCGUCGUUUUCAUCCUCGUGCCGUCGUCUUCAUCCACGGCAACUAGUUUGAGUUGUUGCAAACAAAAGCAAUGGAGAAGAAACCGAGUAGAAAGCGAAAGAGGGCGAAACGUCUCAAGUCUCAGAACAAGAAGCUUCGUCAUGAGAAGGACGAUUCUGUGGCAGUUGAAGAUGUCGAUGAACGUCAAGAGGAAGAAAAAGAAGAACCUUCUGCUUCUGCUUUUGCCAAGCGUACAAAAUCGCAGGGCUUCUCUAAGUCCUCUACUUUUCUCAAUAAGAUGAAAGCGAGGUUAUCAGGAGGGCAUUUCAGGAUGAUUAACGAGAAGCUAUACACUUGCACUGGCAAAGAGGCACUUGAUUAUUUCAAAGAGGACCCGGCAUUAUUUAAUGUGUAUCAUGCAGGAUAUCAAGAGCAAAUGUCACAUUGGCCAGAACAGCCAGUUAAUAUAAUUAUAAAGUGGCUAAAGGAUAGCAGCCCUUCUUUGGUUGUAGCUGAUUUUGGCUGUGGAGACGCACGCCUUGCAAAAAAUGUAAAGAAUAAAGUAUUCUCCCUUGAUCUUGUUUCAAAUGAUCCUUCAGUAAUUGCAUGUGACAUGUCCAAGACACCUCUCGAUACUUCAGUCAUCGAUGUUGCUGUUUUCUGUCUUUCACUCAUGGGGACCAACUUUGCAAGUUACCUCAAGGAAGCACACAGAGUCCUUAAGCCAGGUGGCUGGCUUUUGAUAGCUGAAGUAAAGAGCAGGUUUGAUCCAAACACUGGAGGAGCAGAUCCAAAAAAAUUCUCAAAAGCAGUUUGUGAGCUAGGAUUUACCUCUGAGUUAAAGGAUUUCUCGAACAAGAUGUUCAUUUUAUUAUACUUCAAGAAAAAGGAUAAGCAAAAUCCCAACAGGAAGGAAAUCGAGUGGCCUGAACUGAAACCUUGUUUGUACAAGCGGCGCUGACACCAAAGGCAUGUAUGCGUUUUCGUUUUAUUGCCAUCCUGGACAAACUGAGAAGAGAAGGCAUGUAUGUAAGAUACUGGCUCAAGUGCCAAAUUUUAUGAAUUAUUUACUCAUUUUUUCUUCAA
This is a messenger RNA of Carya illinoinensis, 1560 nucleotides long. Its product is annotated as ribosomal RNA-processing protein 8. Gene Ontology annotation, molecular function: methyltransferase activity. The transcript is spliced from 10 exons. Bases 566 to 1435 code for a protein of 289 amino acids. Gene Ontology annotation, cellular component: nucleolus. Lineage: Eukaryota; Viridiplantae; Streptophyta; Magnoliopsida; Fagales; Juglandaceae. The record is from RefSeq and is a predicted model, not a curated record.